CGCCGCCACCGCGGGAAAACCCUGAGGCAGCCCGAGCGCCCGUCCUCCUAGGCGAGCCGGCGAGAUGCCCCGAGUAGAUGCAGAUCUCAAACUGGACUUUAAAGAUGUCUUGCUCAGACCUAAGCGGAGCAGCCUCCGAAGCAGAGCAGAGGUAGAUCUUACUCGUACUUUCUUCUUUCGUAACUCCAAGCAAACCUAUACAGGCAUCCCCAUUAUUGUAGCAAAUAUGGACACUGUUGGUACUUUUGAAAUGGCACAAGUUAUGGCUAAAUACACCAUGUUUACUGCAAUACACAAACAUUACUCUCUAGAACAGUGGAAGCUGUUUGCAAGUGAUCACCCAGAAUGCAUAGAGCAUAUAGCAGUGAGCUCAGGCAGUGGGCUGGCUGAUUUCGAGAAGCUGAUAAGUAUCAUCGAGGCCAUCCCCCUUAUCAAGUACAUCUGCCUGGAUGUGGCCAAUGGUUACUCAGAACACUUUGUGGAAUUUGUGAAAGCUGUUCAUGUCCGGUUCCCAAAGCACACUAUCAUGGCAGGCAACGUAGUAACGGGAGAGAUGGUGGAAGAACUUCUUCUGUCUGGAGCAGACAUUAUUAAAGUAGGAAUUGGACCAGGUUCUGUGUGCACUACUCGGAUAAAAACCGGGGUUGGCUAUCCUCAGCUCAGCGCAGUAAUUGAAUGUGCAGAUUCCGCUCAUGGACUGCAAGGACAUAUCAUUUCUGAUGGAGGAUGCAGCUGUCCAGGAGAUGUGGCCAAAGCUUUUGGAGCGGGUGCUGAUUUUGUGAUGCUGGGGGGCAUGUUUGCAGGACAUGACCAAAGUGCUGGAGAUAUUGUAGAAAAAAAUGGUAAAAAAGUGAAGCUUUUCUACGGAAUGAGCUCUGACACUGCUAUGAAGAAGCACGCAGGAGGUGUUGCAGAUUACAGAGCUUCAGAGGGCAAAACAGUGGAAGUACCCUACAGAGGAGAUGUAGAAAAUACCAUCCGUGACAUCCUGGGUGGUCUCCGUUCUGCUUGUACCUACGUGGGAGCUGCCAAACUCAAAGAGCUUAGUCGAAGGACAACUUUUAUUCGGGUAACUCAGCAGCACAACACAACAUAUUCUUAGCCAAAGAAGAAAACCCCGGGCCUUUGGAGAUGUGAAAUUUGCUAUGUUCUGUUUCUCCUCCACUUCUUUUAUUUAUUUUGCAGGAUGGGGAGGUGAUUAUAUUCCCAACUAGGAAAGAAGCAGGUUGCUUAAUACCACUGAUUGUUGUAGUAGUGGUUGGAGUCGGGCCUAGUGAGAACAAGCCAUAAACCGCUUCUGGGUCCAUGGUUAUGGUUUUGUUCAGAAUUGUUCAGUGGCAUUCUUUUUAUAUCCUUGUCUAUUUAAGUAAGAAAUCUAGAUCGAUCUUUCAGAACAACCGAUGAGAGGGACUUAGAGGUCCAUUCAUAAAGUAUUUGUCCCUUGGAUCUGCCAUUACUAGAAAAAGCAAAGCUAUUCGGGGUUUUAUAUUUAAAAGUUUCAACUGCUCCUGCAAUGUGUGGUGAAAGUCAGAAGAACAGGAAAGCAACUCCGAAGCCCAGAAAAACCCUCACUGCAUGGAUACUGCUCCAGCAUGCCACCUUGGAAUAGCACUUACAGAAUUAAAAAAAAAAAAGCUGUCUUAUUUUCACAGAAGCAUCAAGUGUUCAAUUUUUAAUGUGUGCUGAUUAUUAUAAAGUUCU
Protobothrops mucrosquamatus (brown spotted pit viper) is the source of this 1701-nucleotide messenger RNA. RefSeq names its product guanosine monophosphate reductase (gene GMPR). The record is from RefSeq and is a predicted model, not a curated record. Gene Ontology annotation, molecular function: GMP reductase activity. The transcript is spliced from 9 exons. Gene Ontology annotation, biological process: nucleotide metabolic process. Gene Ontology annotation, cellular component: GMP reductase complex. The coding region runs from base 65 to 1102 and encodes 345 amino acids. NCBI's taxonomy places the organism in Eukaryota, Metazoa, Chordata, Lepidosauria, Squamata, Viperidae.